Callorhinus ursinus (northern fur seal) is the source of this 1681-nucleotide messenger RNA. NCBI's taxonomy places the organism in Eukaryota, Metazoa, Chordata, Mammalia, Carnivora, Otariidae. The record is from RefSeq and is a predicted model, not a curated record.
CGGGGGUGGGCCCGGGCGCCGCGGGCGCACUGACGGCCGGUGGACCGAGCCUGAAGCGGACUGCGGGCCGGUGACCGUUGCUGAGCGGCGGCGAUGGCGACCGCGAUGGCAGCGACGGCGGCGGAGCGAGCAGUGCUGGAGGAGGAGUUCCGCUGGCUGCUGCACGACGAGGUGCACGCCGUGCUCAGGCAGCUGCAGGACAUCCUCAAGGAGGCCUCGCUCCGCUUCACUCUGCCAUGCUCUGGUACAGGCACCGAGGGGCCUGCCAAGCAGGAGAACUUCAUCCUUGGCAGCUGUAGCACAGACCAGGUGAAGGGCGUGCUGACUCUGCAAGGGGACGCGCUGAGCCAGGCGGACGUGAACCUGAAGAUACCGCGGAACAACCAACUGCUGCACUUCGCCUUCCGAGAGGACAAGCAGUGGAAGCUGCAGCAGAUCCAGGAUGCCAGGAACCACGUAAGCCAGGCCAUUUACCUCCUUGCCAACCGGGAUGAAAGUUACCAGUUCAGGACAGGAGCAGAGGUCCUCAAGCUGAUGGAUGCUGUGAUGCUGCAGCUGACCAGAGCCCGCAACCGCCUCACCACCCCGGCCACCCUUACUCUGCCUGAGAUCGCUGCCAGUGGCCUCACGAUACCCCUGGUCUGGGUCAGUGGUUCCCAAGCCUGGUGCAGGAAGCUACCGGGAGCACCGGGAAGAGUCUGGAAGCCCCAGUCUAUAGGCUGGGGAAUGGGGUCCCCCAGGCGGUUCUGCCUGGCCCCUUACCCCACCUGCUUGCCCGGUCCUCAUCCCCAGCGGAUGUUUGCCCCUGCCCUGCCCUCCGACUUGCUUGUCAACGUCUACAUCAACCUCAACAAACUCUGCCUCACCGUCUACCAGCUGCAUGCCCUGCAGCCCAAUUCCACCAAGAACUUCCGCCCAGCUGGAGGCGCCGUGCUCCACAGCCCUGGGGCCAUGUUUGAGUGGGGCUCCCAGCGCCUGGAGGUGAGCCACGUGCACAAGGUGGAGUGUGUGAUCCCAUGGCUCAACGACGCCCUCGUCUUCUUCACUGUGUCCCUGCAGCUCUGCCAGCAGCUCAAGGAUAAGAUCUCCGUGUUCUCCAGCUACUGGAGCUACAGGCCUUUCUGAGCAGAACACCCAAGAGCCUGACCCCCAGGGAAAUGGCCCUUGUCCCCCUCACCCAUCCCCCCAAGAAUGCUGGCCAGAGCCAGAACCGGGCAGCCUGGGCUAUUAUUUAUUUUCCUCUUCAUCCCAUCCUGCCCAUCACAUUUGCACAGACGGAAAUGAACACUGGAACCACUGAGAGAUAGGGAUGCUGGCUUGCUUUUCAUUUCAUAGGGGGUGGUCAGGAAGGUGGGACAGGGGGCGGCCAGGAAGGCAGAGCCCAGAGGUGGCCCACACUCCAAACCCUGCCCUCCCUGCACAGCGGGAACCUUUGGACGCAGGGUGGCACCAGGCCCAGGGGCCCUCCUUCCCCCUUCUUUUUCUGCCUUCUGAGCUGCCCCAGGAUGGUACGAGCAGCGGCACGCCCCCCUCCAGUGGAAGGUGAGGAGUGGGUGGUGGCCCUAAGCUGUGAGUCAGCAGGGCAGACAGAAAGCCAUCCACCACCAGCUGUGAUACCCUUGAAUGCGUCUGCUCCAUGUCCCUCACAAGGCCUCCAGGAAAUAAAGAUCAUCUGACUUUA